Messenger RNA from Aphis gossypii (cotton aphid), 1680 nucleotides. RefSeq names its product zinc finger MYM-type protein 1-like. The transcript is spliced from 4 exons. Bases 1 to 1680 code for a protein of 559 amino acids. NCBI's taxonomy places the organism in Eukaryota, Metazoa, Arthropoda, Insecta, Hemiptera, Aphididae. The record is from RefSeq and is a predicted model, not a curated record.
AUGAAUUUUGGCAAAGAUAACACAACUCAGAAUAGAAUUGAUAAAAAAAUUGAAAACAAAAAUUCAGACGAAGAUAAAUUGCUUAAAAUAAAUGAUAAUAUAGAAAUAAAUAAUUUAAAAGGUGAUGAAGUAUGUGAUAAUAAAACUACAAUUCAAAGCGAUGGAUCUCAGAGAAAAUUUUCUCCAAAAUACUUUUACCGAGUAUUGGCAAAUAAUGAAAAAGUAGACCGUAUUUGGCUUGUAUACUCUCCAAUUAAAGAUUGCGUAUUCUGUUUUUGCUGUAAAAUGUUUUCAAAUGAAAAAUGUCACAGUGAUUUAGCAACAGUGGGUAUAAGUGACUGGAGACAUUUGUCAGACAAGCUUAUAUCUCAUGAAAGAUCACAAUACCACAUUCAGUCUGUGAAGUCUUGGUUCGAAUUAAAAAUUAGAAUAGAAAUGAAUGAAACAAUUGAUAAAAGACAUCAAGAAUUAAUCGAAAAAGAACACAACCAUUGGAAAAAUGUACUUAUUCGAAUUUUAUCAAUAAUUCAAUUUUUAGCUACUAAUAAUGAUUCAUUUAGAGGAUCUUCGGAUGUUCUAUAUACUAAAAAUAACGGAAAAUUUCUUGGUUUGAUAGAAAUGUCGGCCAAGUUUGAUCCGGUUAUAUUAGAACAUGUAAAUCGAAUUAAAAACAAAGAAACCCAUGUUCAUUAUUUAGGGUAUGAGAUACAAGAUGAACUUAUAAAAAUGAUGGCAGCCGAAGUAAAGCAAAGAAUAAUCGAUUCAAUAAAAACUGCGAAAUAUUUUUCAAUCAUAAUGAAUACAACUCCAGAUAUUAGUCACAACGAACAACUUACAAUUCUUAUUAGAAUUAUAAAUAUGGACAACAAAAAUACGACAAGUGCUCCGGUGAUCAAUGAAUAUUUUUUAGAUUUUAUUAAUGUAAAAUCAACAACGGGAUUGAAUUUAUCUGAAAUACUUAUUUCACAACUAAAAAUAUAUAAUAUAGAUCUUAAAGACUGCCGAGGGCAAGCCUAUGACAAUGGCUCUAACAUGAUCGAACAAUACAAAGGAUUGCCAUUUAUAAUAAAUGCUUUAGAAGAGGUUUCUGAUGACAUUAAUGAUUUAAUAGCAAGAAGUGAAGCUCUUUCAUUACUAAAAGAAGUUUCUAGUUAUGAAUUUAUUUUAAGUAUGAUCAUUUGGUACGAUAUUUUAAUAGAAACAAAUAUCGUAAGUAAAAGUUUACAGAGUCAUAACAUGGACAUGUGUGUUUCAACUAAAUUAGUUUUUGGUCUUCUUGAAUAUUUGAAAAAUUACAGAGAAAAGGGUUAUGAAUUAGCCAAAAACAAAUCAAAUGAAUUAGCAAAUCUAGCUAUUAAAUCGUUGGAUAAACGUUUUAAACAACUGGAAUCAUACUCAAAUAAUUUUGGUUUCCUAUACCGCAUAGGUAAAUUAAAAGCUAUGCAAGACGAUGAACUAAUGAAGUACUGCAAAGACCUACACAUGAUUCUUUCGGACGAAUGUUCCAAAGAUAUAGAUGGACAGGAUUUAUUUGCAGAACUCUUAAUUUUUCGAACUUUAGUUGACGAAGAAAUUACACCACUUCAAGCUUUAUCCGAGUUAAAAAAUACUAAUGGAUCAUUUCCAAACAUUACAAUUCCACUUCGAAUAAUGUUGACAAUACCAGUUACAUCGGCUUGA